Metopolophium dirhodum (rose-grain aphid) is the source of this 2753-nucleotide messenger RNA. RefSeq lists its product as uncharacterized. The transcript has a single exon. The record is from RefSeq and is a predicted model, not a curated record. Lineage: Eukaryota; Metazoa; Arthropoda; Insecta; Hemiptera; Aphididae. The coding region runs from base 51 to 716 and encodes 221 amino acids.
UGAAAUUUAAUAAUAAAUUUUGAAAUAGAAGGGAAGUCAAAUUCGUCAUCAUGGAUUUUGAGUUCACCAUGAUGAAUAGAACGAGUAUAGUGGUAAUAUCCGGAGCCAUUUCGAACAGCCUGAACAAGUGCAAAGUUCGAAAGCUAGAAGGGAGACCGCUACUUUUGCCACUUCAUGAACGAGUAAGAGAAAUGAAAGUUCAUGAAUUACUGUUGGCCAAAAAGGAGAUCAAGCGGAUUCUAAAAUGUAAACAGGUACUACAGGAGGCAUGUUUAACGCAACUUGAGAAAAGUGUGAAUUCUAGUCUGAAUAAUUUAAAACCAGAUUACAUUGAAAGGUAUAUUUCGAAUGGAGAUAAGUUAAACGUAAUAGUAGUGUGGAAUGGGCAUUCUGAUAGAAACAUUUUACAAAGGAUGGGUAUAGAUAAAUAUGAAAUUUUGAAUAUAACCUGUUAUGAUGAACACCUUACAAAAGAAUUUACAGUUAAAUUAGAGAAGCUAAGAACAAAAGAAAUUAUAUUUAGAUAUGAAAUAGGUUCAUUUGAAAAAAAUGGUAGAAUGUUAAAUUUGGAGGAAACUCACAGUAUAAUGUGUUCGAAAAAACAUAGAAUGACUUACGCUCACGACCCGAAAAUGGACGUGAGGUUCACAAAAUGUAUAUUCAAUAUGGUUUUGAGGAAACAAGGAUACACAAAUUUGAUAAAAUAUUUUAAUUAAUGAAAUAAUUGGAAAUUAAAAGUUUUAAAUAUUUUUUUUUUUUGUAAAAUGGUCAAUCUCACAAAAUAGUAGAAUUAGAUUAAUGAAAAAAAAAAUAUUAUAUAUAACAAUAUGAGGGUAAUUUUGUAAUAAGUAUGUUAUAGUAAUUUAAAUUAUUUUAAUUACAGAGGAAGAAAUAGGAAUUGAAAUUAGGUGGGGGAAUGACAUUAUGACGGUGGAUCAAUAGAAUUUAAAUUAUGAUCGGUGGAAUAAUGUCAUGUCCCAUGUAAAAAAAAAAAAUCUACAAAAUAGAAAAUAGAAAUCGAUUCGGAUAAAAUUCGGAUUGGAAUGUAAUACUGUGCCAAGUAAUUUAAUAGAAAAAAUAAGAUUUGAUUAGUGGUACAAUAUUAUAUUCCGUGCGAGAUAAAAAUCUUCAGAAAAAAUAUAGGCAUUUGAUCAAUUGGUGAUACAUUUAAUAGUUGUGAAUAUAAUGGAACUUUGAAUGGAUCAUACAAUCGAUCAAAUGGAUUUAACAAAUCUCAAUAAGAUAAGGAAAGAAUAAAUAAAGAUAAAAUCAUUUUAAUGCUGGUCUACACCACAAACACAACUUUGAUUAAAUAGUAUGUUUGAGUGAUAGAUCCGCAGUAAAUAAGAUAAAUACAAACGAUAUUGUAGAAAGUGAAAAAAAAAAAAAAAAAAAAUUAAUUAAAUUAACAAUCUAAUAUUAGAUAUAAAGAAUUUUGAAAUAUUUAAAUGGAAGGUAUAUAUAUACAAUGGAAAAAAAAAAAUUAGAUAUAUACGCAUAAGAAAUAGAAAAUAUGGGGGAAAUAAAGGUAAAAUAUAGAACUAAGGUAAAAAGAAAAAGGAUAUAUAUAUGAUAUUAAAUUUAUUAACUAAUAUUGUUAACACGGUGUUGGAAAUGAAAUACAUAAGAAAGUAUAUAUAUAUUAUAUAAACAAAAAGAAAAUAUUGUAAUAACUUUAAGCAUUGAUAUCAUAAAAACUAACACUAAAAUAAGUGAAAUUGUGGAAAAAAGAAAAAAAAAAAAAAAAAAAAAAACUAUAUGUUAUUAUUAUAAACUAACAUAGAUAAUAAUUAAUGAUAUAUUGUAAUACUAAUUGUAAUCUAACAAGAAUUAACAAAUGAUAAAUGAAUUGUUUAAUUGUACUUAAUGUUGAAAAUCAAUGUAACAAAAAUAUAUUGUGGAUUGUACGUAUAUUUUUGAAAACAAUAAGAGAAUAUUUCGAAAUAAUGUAACCAAAAUAUGUAAUUGUAAAAUGAUAAUUAUUGUAAACAUGAUUGUAAUUGUAACAAAUAACUUAUGAAUGUAAAAUUGUAAAUUAGGGAAGGUGCUUGUACUGAAAUUUAGAAAUAAGCCACAUUUUAAUGUUAGAACAGUAAAAUAUGACUUUAAGAGGGGAGGUGUAACGAACCCCCUAAUACGCAUAAUGUAUUAUUGUGCUCGUUUCGCCUUCGGCCACAUUUGGCAACAUAAAGAUUAGAUAAAUAUCAGCACGUAGAAAUUCGGCUAAAAUAAAUCAAAGUCAUAUAUCCAAUUAGAAAGCCUAUGGAAAUAUAACAAGAGGGCAAUACGGUCUUUUGCAUUUUAAUAAGUCUUACAACCUCGCUUUAAUCAUAAAUGUAUGAAUAUAAUAUUUAGAAUUUGCUUACGAACUAUACAUAUAUAUAUAUAUAUAUAUAAUGCACAGUAUCUAAAUAUUGUCGGAUAGCGUAUACCAUAUACGGCAAAACAUGAUAACGAAAUAAAACGGACACGACUCUCCGAUUAACCAGGCGUGGGAAUGUAAACAGCAUCCUGUGAAAUCCACGGAGUUAUCGAUAGACUAGGGGGGAAGUAGAAGAGCAGGAGGCCCUAUAAAACCAGACCCGAAACGGCCUGUAGAUUAGACGUGUAGCACCAUAGUACAGGCGAGCACCUUCACGCACGGCAACAUAAUAAAUUCUCAAAUUGUACUUAGAACAAUUUUCAAUAAAAAACCUAAAUAACUUACAUCAGUCUUAUUAUUCAACUCUACCUGAAGAACUCCUCAUCCAUCA